Molecule: messenger RNA, 2845 nt
Organism: Rhododendron vialii
Lineage: Eukaryota; Viridiplantae; Streptophyta; Magnoliopsida; Ericales; Ericaceae
Product: mitochondrial-processing peptidase subunit alpha-like
Exons: 3
Coding region: 2516-2845 (109 amino acids)
Cellular component (GO): mitochondrion
Molecular function (GO): metal ion binding
Source: RefSeq, a predicted model, not a curated record
AAAUUGUAUAGAGUUUGCUGCGGAUGCUCCUAUAGCGCUAUACCCAAAUACUAGGCGGCAAUCCUUGGCGCCACAUGUACUCGUUUGAAAUUUUCAAUUCCCUUCGAAAUUUUCGGUCGAUGUAGUUCGAACUGACCCCAGCUUUCCCUUCGAAAUCUUCGUUUCAGGUUGGUUCAUUUUUUCUCAAUCGUUUCUCUACCAGUUUUUAUCCAUGGAAUUGGGCUCUUCUUUCAUCAAAAUCUUCCAGCCGGAGAGAUUGUAAGCUCGCCAAACGCCGGCCUUCCCUCAUCGUCUCCGUACUUAGGUAAGCGAAAACCAAGAAUCUUGACGAUUCUGGCUUUAGGGUAUACUUCGAUUGAGACGUGUAUUUUUGAGUUUAGAGCUUUGUUAAGCGGAUUUUGAUUCGGACCGGUCCGAUUCAAACCGAAGAAUAGAAUUUCACAAUCGCCGAAUUUUUGUCAAGAACAAGAUUACCCAUCAACGAAUCUCCCUAUCUUGUGAUAAAUGCUGCGAGGGAGAAAAUCAAAGAAAAGUAAUGGACGAUAAUACAGUUAAAAGAUAAAAGAUAAAUUAGGGGUGAAAAUGGGAAAACCUAGCCAAUGUCUUGGACUAAUUUAGGGGUGAAAAUCUGUCUAGUUCCAGUUCAUACCAGUCUAAAUGGGGUAGUUUGGUUCAGUCGUUUAGGAAUGUCGUUUUUCUGCUCCCUCACUCCCUGAACAAGAAUGAACGCAUAUUUCAAGAAGCCCUAACCAGGGUUGAUUUGAUAUUCUUAUUGUUGGCUAAACACAAUGCUGGGGUUUUUUUCAUCUUCGUUCAUUAGCAUAUGAUAUCAUUUUGGGAUUUGCACAGAUUAUGCACUUAAAUGGUUUAAUGAUCCUUCUUGUUUUGGGUUUUGAAACAUGCUACCUGCUCUCUGUACCUGCACAAGAAUUAGGGCUUCAGUUUGGUGAUAAAUUUGUUUAUAUUUGGACAAGUGUGAUCUGUUUGUUUGAGUGAGCCUAAUUUACAAACUCAAACAGAUCUUUAUCUUCAAUCCUAUUUACAACUCUUGUGAUGGCUUGAGAUUAAUGGGCAAUUUUUUGGUCUAUAUGAUGUGAUAUUGAUGGAUGCUCAUUCUUUGACCUGUCUCGUGAAGUUUUGCCUUUCCCCUACAUAGUUUCAUAUUGGUUGUCAAAAAUUCUCUUUAAAAACCAUAUUUAUUCACCCACCAGUGGCGGCAACACUUGCAUUUUAGUGGGCGCGAUUGAACCAUGUGGACAAAGAGAAAAUUGCAGUACACUUAUAUUUUGCCUACUUAUGUCACUGAUAACCUCAUGUGAACCAGCAGACUUUGGUCUUCGAAAAUUAUAAUUACGGACUUUAGAUAAAUGACAUGUAAUAAGAGGUUAAUUUUGACGUUGGAAAGCAUAAAGGAUGUUAAAUAGAAGUACAGGAGUGUAGGAAAUAGAAAGGAAAAAAAUGUUUCUUUGUGUACAUAUGGUGGAGUUUGGUGAUAAUUGUUAACUCAUUACUCUCAUGCUUAUAUUAGCUAUAUGUACUCUCCACCUCACCUUUGGCCCUAGAGUUGGGUUUAUUGGCAUUUGGUUAAGAUGGUCGUUAGCCCCAUAUAUUUUAUCCAUUGCAAAUGCCUCACUCUAUGAACUAGUACUUUUCCAGCAAAGUACUUCAUGAAUGUUAGACAUGAGUUUUAAUAGCAUUAUCCAAUAGCGUUCUUUUAGGACUGCUAUGAUAGGAAACCAAUUAUAGUGUUGACUGAUAAGAAGCGGAGGAAACCCCUUGGAAUGUUAGGCAUGAGUUUUAAUAGCAUUAUCCAAUAGAGUUCUUUUAAUCUUGAGUUGCAGAUUUUGGUAUUUCUUCUGGCAGGCCACCCCUUCGGCCCAAUGCAUAUGGUUCAGCCAAGCACUCAGGGGAUGCUGAUUUUCUAGGCCUCGUUGGGCUGAUGGUUCGGCGACUAUAUGAUCUGAAGCGUGCUGCUUCUGUUUGACUUGGUGUCUUUCUCUAAAUUAGGAUCUAUCACGUAGUUUGUAAUAGGUUGUCGCAUGUUAGCAAUUUUAUUUAGUUUCCACACCUGAUUCAUUUGGGGCCACCUAUGAAGCACUGACACCUCUAGAGGUCGGCAUAUUGCAGUAUUGGACACAGGGACAUGUCAGGGGUCAAAGUGUAAUUUUUAAAAAAGUUUUGGGGUCAAAGUGUAUUUUUUUCAAAAUUUUGGGGGUCAAAUUGUAAAUUUUUUUGAAAUUUCAAACUUUAAAAUUUUCAGGGGUCAAAUUGUAAUUUUUCAAUUGAGUUGUAUUGAACUUAUGAAUGUCUUAUUUUGUUUGAAUGGUAUUGGAACUAUGAAUUUUUCGUUUUGUCCACAUUUUACCAUUUAAACAUGGAAAAAAAUUGAAAAACAAAUAUAAAUAAAUAAAUAUACACGUAGCGUGUCCCCUGCCGUGUCCGUGUCCCUAUUCUUUUAGAAUUCUCAUGUCCCCGUGUCCGUGCACCAUAGGGGGCCACACACCUCUUGGAGCGUAUGGCUUUUAAGAGCACAAGUAACAGGAGUCACCUGUGCAUUGUCCGGGAAGUGGAAGCUAUUGGUGGCAAUGUAACAGCCUCAGCUUCUAGGGAGCAGAUGGGGUGCACUUAUGAUGCUCUCAAGACUUAUGUUCCUCAAAUGGUAGAAAUGCUCGGUGACUGUGUGAGGAAUCCUGUCUUCUUGGAUUGGGAGGUGAAUGAGCAGCUUCAGAAGGUGAGAGCUGUGAUCACAGAAGCAGCUAACAAUCCACAAGGCCUGCUUUUGGAGGCAAUACACACUGCUGGUUUUCCGGUGCACUUGCAAAUCCUCUUUUGGCACCUGGCUUAA